Molecule: messenger RNA, 3432 nt
Organism: Poecilia latipinna (sailfin molly)
Lineage: Eukaryota; Metazoa; Chordata; Actinopteri; Cyprinodontiformes; Poeciliidae
Exons: 2
Coding region: 1192-1929 (245 amino acids)
Source: RefSeq, a predicted model, not a curated record
AGAAACUGACAAGAACCGGAUGAAACCACAAAAAUGAAAACAAAUUUAUUUUCCAAUAUAAGAUCAAAAAGGUCCAACACUGCGGAAACCUUUCCUUUGAAGCUGCUCCAUAGUUGACUCUGUACCGUAAAACAUCAAGAAUUCGUUUGGCAAAUGCUUUUGACAGAUUGACAGAUUCGCUUCCUUAUAAACACAGUUUGGCGCGUUAAUGUCAUUUCGACUCAUCUCACUUUGUGAGUUGUCAUCUGUCCGGCAGCAGUCCUCGCCGAAAUGUCAUCUUAAGCAUCCUGACUCCCCUUCAGGAAGCACGUGGGUUCAUCCUCAGCCUGACAUGAACGCAGCCUCAUCAUGCGGCAUGGAGGCUAACAACUAGCCCUUUUCUGGCCCCCAUAAGUCCCCAAGAGAAUCUCCGAGGCAGGGGACGGCGGUAGGGGCUCUGACUUGGCUAUAGUAUAUGCGAACCACAGCACCUCACAUGAAUGCACACCCGCUUUCAGAACAUUAUUCAGAGUGGCGGCACUGCAUGUUCCCUGGACAGGUGGAUGGACCAGCUAUUCAGCAAGGGUUAUGCAAUUUGGAGGCAGGCCUCUGCCUUUCAAGGGGAUCGUGGAGAGGCUUCUACCACCUCCGGAGCAGAACACCGCUCUCAUGUCAGAGCUGCAGGAACUGGUGGCGAAAGGUGCUAUUUCCACAGUUCCCCAGGGAGAAGAAAAUGCGGAGUUUUAUUCCCGCUAUUUUCUGGUCCCCAAAAACAGGAGGAGUGAGACCUCCUGUUGGAAAUUCUCAAAUUGGCCCUGUUCAACAACUCGAUCGUGGAGAGGCCAUUCCACAUGCUGACAAUCAGACAGGUGCUGAAAAACGUUCACCAGGACGACUGGUUCACCUCCUUAGAUUUUAAAGACGCAUACUUCCAAGUCUCCAUCAUCCUGAAACACUGGAAGUAUCUGCGUUUCUCCUUCCAGGGGACCCAGUAUCAGUACAACCGUCUGCCCUUCGAUUAUUCUCUCGUCCCGCGCACGUUUUCCGAAUGUGUGGAAGCAGCGCUGCAGCCACUGCACAUGGCAGGGAUGAGAGUCCUCUUCUAUCUGGACGACCUGCUUUUACUGGCUCGGUCCAGAGAGGAACACAUCACAUCUGCUGAGUCUGGGAUGUUCCAUCAACUGGGAAAAGAGUAGGGCUAUUUCGUCCCAGAUGAUCGUUUAUCUGGGAGUGGAGCUGAACUCAGUUACGAUGAGAGCCCCAUUAGCAGAGCCGAGAAUCGAGGCUCUGUCAGUACAGCUCUGCCGUGUUAGGCCUCGCAGCGUAGUGGCAGCUCUGUCAGUCACUCGGCUGCUGGGGAUCAUGUCAGCGGCUCACAUGCCUUCAGAGAUGGUUCGCUCACCUGCGCAUAGAUCCUGUGCGCAAGAAGAGGCGCAUGAUCUCUGUUCCUACUUCAGUGGGAGCCGAUCUGACUCAAUGGGGAACCCCCAGCAUUCUGGCAGAGGGAGUUCCCCUCAGCAGACCCACCUCACACCUAUCGGUGUUCACAGACGUCGAUCGGUCGGGAUGGGGAGGAACGUGUCUGUCUCAGGUGGUUGGAGCACAGUGGCCAGACGACAUGACUCUUCAUAUAACGUGCUGGAGCUCCUCACGGUGUUGGCGGUAACUCAGCACUUUGAUCCUCUGCUGAAGGGUCAACAUGUUCUGAUCCACACGGACAACAGAGUGGUGGCAGCAUACGGGAGGCGUGCGCUCCGCUCUGCUGUUAAACAUCGCCAGACAGCUGCUGGGCUGGGCGCAUGUAAACCUGCUCUAGAUCAGAGUGGUGUACAUCCCCAACGCAGGCCCAGCGGCUUUGAGGGACAUUUCCCGCCCACAGAGUCUGUCGUGCCCCCUCCUGGACUGGAAGCUGUUUGUUGUUUUUACUUUAGAGUGGUCAACUCUCUGUGAUUCCUAUAUCAGUUUGAUACAGUAGGGGAUUCCACACUUCCCAUAUCUGUGUCCUCUGUCACUUUUAUCAGCAGUUAAAACGGUUUAAUCUGCUGUUAACAUGCUGUGACCAGUUUUUCUGAGCCGCCUUCAAACGCAACAUGAGCGCUACGACGCUCACGAUGGGUUUACAUGGCAGCGACGGAGACCUGCUGCUGUGCAGAGCUGCUCAGGAGCUGUUAGACUCAUGGCAGCAAACCAGUUAUACCGCUCUAAAGUAAGUAUGGGCCCCUGAGUUUGUUAAACCCAGUAACUUACGAAUAAUAACUCUUAAUACACUCUUGUGUUUAAAGCUAUGUUGAGUUUCACUCACCUUAGAGUAAUAAUACACCAGUACUUUUCUAUUCUUUUCACCCAAUCAUGAGGCUCUGAUUAAGAAUAAUAAACUUCACAUACUAUCCUAUAAAAAAAAAAAUCAAGCUCAUCUCUCUGCACUAGGUUAACUCUUGAAUGCUCCCACGACGGAAACAUUAGUUGAGUCUUAUGUUAGCCGAGUUAGCUCACAGUAUAAAAGUCCAUUCACUGUGCUAAUGAAUGCUAAUGCGUUAGCGAGCAUUACAUAUGACUUUCGCCUACUGUACAGUGAAUUCCGGUCUGAAAUUAUCACAGUAGCUGCAAACAAGAGUGUAGCGUCGAUAUCUAUUAAAAGACUGUCGAGUUGAAAGUCUAAAUAUCUGCAAAACACUCGUUUCUUAAUAAGUUUUUUCAGCGCGGUUCAUCUCUCUCAUUUCUUCUCUUCUCCGCCACAUUUUUCUGUCUUUUUCUCUGCUCUCCUAUCCCUUCCUCAUCCUCAGUCAACCACAGACCAGUAAAGUUGCUUUGCUCGACACAACUUCCUCUUACAAACAUGACCCCUUCAAAAUAAAAUAUGUUGAAGAUUACUUUUCUACAAAACAGUUUUAACUACAUUUUUCCAAAUUAUUUUAACUCAUACCAUAUUACUUCAAGUACCUGUAAGUACAACUUUUUGUUAACACUUAUUUAUAACAAUUUUAACAUAUUUAAGCAAACAUGUUUAAUACAUUCUAAAUUUUUACACCCUCCGUGAACUUAACUCAAUACAAAAUACCUUUAUUUUGGACUGGGUUACACCAGCAUAACACAAAGAAGUUUGCACAGUUGUUCCCCCCCAACUAACUGACUGAGUUUAAUAAAGCUGUUGGAUGCAGGUGAUUCAUUUUGCCCCCCAAAAUAAUUCGAUGCCCCAUCCUGUUAAACUCAUCUGGAGUCGGGGCUGCUCCAGCGUCUUGAACAGAGGAGUGGACAUCAUGUCCUGGGGCGGACUUUUAUGCGUUUCCCCCAGUUCCAUUGAUGCAUGGCUCCUGGACCGAGUUCAGGAGGAACAGCUGUCGGUAAUCCUGGCACCUGAGCGCAAGAACACGGCGCGGUUUCCCAGUCUGCAGCAGCUGGUGUCAGGUCAACCGUGGAAGGUGCCAUAGAGAGAGGAUGCGCUUUCCCAGGUCG